AUGAAAAAUAAUCUCGAGUACCACGGCUACCUAAUGGCGGGAUAUCAUGAUCAUCCGGCUGGAACAAUGUACAACUGUGUAGACAAGAAUCCAGAUACAUUGCAUGGUGGCCAUGCUAAUAAAGAUGGCUACCUAUUUUACUUUGUAGAAGGUCGCUGUGGUUCAUUGAAAUGUCCACCAUAUGUUGAGGGAAGAGAACUAUUGUGCGCUAUGACUGAGUUCUAUCUAAUCAUAGUGCUGCUUCUUCAAACGACAAAGGGCGAAACACAGACAGGAAGUUGCAAAGACAUGUUACAGGGUUACCUUACAGGACAAUUGUCGUCUGCUCUAGGAGCAUAUCAGGUAGACGCUUUAAGACGGGAAUUCAAAAGCUUCACUGACGUCAUUGAGAAAUCUAUGAAAAAGUUCAAGGAAGAAGUUAACGCUAGGAUACAGAAUGAAGGUAACAGAAACGUUGUGUAUACGAGAUGGAGCAAGAAGACUUGUGCCUCCCUUGCAAACUUUGUCUAUUCCGGACAUUUCGGAGGAUCACAUUAUACGGACAAAGGGGCGGCUGUAAAUCCUCUUUGCUUGCCGAGGGAUCCAGAGUGGGGUAAUUACAGGGAUGGAAAUGAUGGAUUUAAGGCUUAUGUUUACGGAGCGGAGUACGAACCAAAUACUUUCACGAGUCACUUUACUUCUCUUCAUAACCAUGACGUACCCUGUGCUGUAUGCCUUGUCCAAAAUAAAUCCGUUGUAAAAAUUAUUUCCAGAAAAACCUGCUACAAAGGCUGGAAUCUCAAGUACGAAGGCUUUUUAAUGGCUGGAUAUCGUAAUCAUGCAGCUGGUUCAACAUACAAGUGUGUAGACAAGAAUCCUGACACCUUGCAUGGUGGUAAGGCAGAUAAAGAUGGCUACCUAUUUUAUUUUGUAGAAGGUCGCUGUGGUUCUUUGAAAUGUCCACCAUAUGUUGAGGGAAGAGAGCUAGUGUGCGCUGUUGGUACCAAGAAAUAA
Saccostrea echinata is the source of this 993-nucleotide messenger RNA. RefSeq lists its product as uncharacterized. Lineage: Eukaryota; Metazoa; Mollusca; Bivalvia; Ostreida; Ostreidae. The coding region runs from base 1 to 993 and encodes 330 amino acids. The transcript is spliced from 6 exons. The record is from RefSeq and is a predicted model, not a curated record.